AGGUGGAUGAGAAGGUGCUGCACGCCGCCUUCAUCCCCUUCGGGGACAUCACGGACAUCCAGAUCCCGCUGGACUACGAGACGGAAAAGCACCGGGGAUUUGCCUUCAUUGAGUUCGAGCUGGCGGAGGAUGCAGCAGCAGCUAUUGACAACAUGAAUGAAUCUGAGCUCUUUGGCAGGACAAUUCGUGUGAACUUGGCCAAACCAAUGCGAAUUAAAGAAGGAUCAUCCAGGCCUGUCUGGUCAGAUGAUGAGUGGCUGAAGAAGUUUUCGGGGAAGACUCUGGAGGAGAACACAGAGGAGGCAGGAGAAGAGGCCCCCAAACCAGAGGUGCAGGAGGGUGAGCCUCCCACCAAGAAAUCCCGGGUUAACCCUCAGGUUUACAUGGACAUCAAGAUUGGGAACAAACCCGCAGGGCGGCUGCAGAUCCUCCUGCGCUCAGACGUGGUGCCCAUGACCGUAGAGAAUUUCCGCUGCCUCUGCACCCAUGAGAAAGGCUUUGGCUUCAAAGGGAGCAGCUUCCACCGCAUCAUCCCCCAGUUCAUGUGCCAGGCCGGCGACUUCACCAACCACAAUGGCACGGGAGGAAAAUCCAUCUAUGGGAAGAAGUUUGAUGAUGAAAACUUCAUUCUCAAACACACGGGGCCAGGGCUCUUAUCGAUGGCAAACUCUGGCCCAAACACCAACGGCUCCCAGUUCUUCAUCACUUGUGAUAAAACAGACUGGCUGGACGGGAAGCACGUGGUGUUCGGGGAGGUGACGGAGGGCAUGGAUGUGGUGCGACAGAUCGAGGCUCAGGGCACCAAAGACGGGAAACCGAAGCAGAAGGUGAUUAUCUCGGACUGCGGGGAGUGCCCGUGAGCUCAGCUCU
Messenger RNA from Antrostomus carolinensis (chuck-will's-widow), 870 nucleotides. It is a transcript of the gene PPIE, whose product is annotated as peptidylprolyl isomerase E. Gene Ontology annotation, molecular function: peptidyl-prolyl cis-trans isomerase activity; cyclosporin A binding. Lineage: Eukaryota; Metazoa; Chordata; Aves; Caprimulgiformes; Caprimulgidae. Gene Ontology annotation, cellular component: cytoplasm; mitochondrion. Gene Ontology annotation, biological process: protein peptidyl-prolyl isomerization; protein folding. The coding region runs from base 153 to 860 and encodes 235 amino acids. The record is from RefSeq and is a predicted model, not a curated record. The transcript is spliced from 9 exons.